Fusarium poae is the source of this 1485-nucleotide messenger RNA. RefSeq lists its product as uncharacterized. NCBI's taxonomy places the organism in Eukaryota, Fungi, Ascomycota, Sordariomycetes, Hypocreales, Nectriaceae. The transcript is spliced from 4 exons. Bases 1 to 1485 code for a protein of 494 amino acids. The record is from RefSeq and is a predicted model, not a curated record.
AUGUCUACAAAAGCUCCAUCAUCCACUGAACAGCCCCAUACCGGUUCAGACAAGCCCAUUGUCAAGCCCGCGGAUGCAGAGCUAUGGCACGCCUAUCUGCGCGCAAUAUCUGAUUACUUUCCAUUUUCCGAGAAGCACGAUGGCUAUCGUAUCUACACGGCUCCUUUGACCAGUUUUGGUGUCACCAUUGGCAGGUCGGUUGAUCCGGCUAUCAUCAACAACGACCUCUUCCGUCUCGGCGAUCUGCUGUUGCCACCAGACAGCCCAGUCUUUCUCCCUAGACUUAGCUAUUCCCAACGCCUUCACCGAUAUCUGCAAUGUGCAGUAGUGCCGCCAGGCCGACAUGACCAAGGUAGCCUCACUAGGCUCGUAGAGGCUAAGGAGCAUCUUAAGCAGUCAACCGAAGAUUUCAUCAAAUGUCGUGCUCAAGCCUGGCAGGCAUUCAGUUCUGAUCCGUUGCAUGCUGCAAAAGGGUCCACAGAAUUCGACUUCGAAGACUGGAUCAAAAUGUUCUACCCUUCAUACCAUAUAGCUGCACUAUGCAAGGAUGCAGCAUCUCAGGCCGCAUAUGAAGCGCAAUUGUAUCACUACGGCCCCCAGACUGCAUCAAUAUGGAACGACAAAAUGCAAUUGGAUCAUGCCUUUCAAGGCAGUGUCUUGAACAAGCCGUACAACAUGCCAACGUCCACUGCUCAAGUAGCUCACGAGGCAGUGGUUGAUUCAGCAACUAGAUCUGCUCUUCCAUUAGAGGUCACGUAUCGGCCGAGGUACAAUAUUGACUCCAAAUUUAUGGAAACUGCGAUGGGUUGGGUCGCAAAUGCUGACAACCCCAACAACAAGGGCGUGGAAAUCAAGUUCCGAUCAAACUUUUACCAGAAGCCGACGGAACCUCCACGCUGGACUGACCUCGGUUUCAAGAAAGUUGCACUUGAGAAACAGAGCGAGGUUGUUCCACGAAUGCCACUUUUCACGGCUGAAACACAGGAAAAGCCUACACCAAAAACAACAACAACAUACAGAGUGGGCUUGGGCGCUGAUGAUGCACGUGUGAAAGUGACAAUCAAAGCUUCGGAUGCUGCUGUUUUCCCCAUCGAUCCUGAUUCAUCAUGGGAUAUCCCAGAUAUAACUACAAGAUACCCAAAACUGCGAGCCGAUGCACCAAAAGACCUUUUCGAUCCGCUUGUUCUAGUCACUCACGUGUUUCUGGGGUACCAGGUCUCAAUCGUCAUGGAGUUGGAUGAGUCGAGCUUCAACGAAAUUGACGAAGGGCUUUCCAAGUGCGAAGAUUACGGAGGGUCAGCCAGUUUAUUUGGGUUGAGCUUGGGACCGCAGCCCACUGACUCGGUCGUUGGAUUCGAACAAGUCCAUAGGGAUGCCAAAACAAAAACAAUAACGGUCCCUCCAAGGGAUAACUCGCAGCUGACACUUAUUGGACUUAUGGGGAUGCAGCUUGGUGCUCCGAAGCCCGAGUCAUCUUCAAAGUAA